This is a messenger RNA of Acytostelium subglobosum LB1, 288 nucleotides long. RefSeq lists its product as hypothetical. The record is from RefSeq and is a predicted model, not a curated record. Bases 1 to 288 code for a protein of 95 amino acids. The transcript is spliced from 2 exons. Lineage: Eukaryota; Evosea; Eumycetozoa; Acytosteliales; Acytosteliaceae.
AUGUUUGCAGCAACUAGAGCACUAUUCAGUGGACUUGUUGAUAAGCCAAUUAAGCAAUCACAUACAUGGCGUAUGGGACAAAAGAAGAGAAAGAAUAUGAUGAAGGGUGUCGAGUCAUUCCUUCGUCUGCACAACACAUGUUACUCGAGAAACUUGCCAAAGCCAAGACAGUGGACUGAGAAGGACAUUCUGCAACCAAUGUACAAGCAAGAUCAUCUGAGUCUCUUGGAGAAGUAUGGUUAUGGCAACAAGAUGUACAAGACAAUGCAAAAGUACGAGGGCAAAUAA